Molecule: messenger RNA, 492 nt
Organism: Cooperia oncophora
Lineage: Eukaryota; Metazoa; Nematoda; Chromadorea; Rhabditida; Trichostrongylidae
Source: the annotation of a GenBank genome assembly
UUGUUUUGGGCAGGAGCGAUACGUCUUCAUCAGCGGUUGCAAAGAAGAGGGACCGGAACUCAGGUGGAUAGAACUGCUGCUUUGGAAGGAUUCAGGUUUCCAUGGCCAUUCCCUAAACAACCAUCGUCGUUCUAUAAUAUGAUGUCGUAUUUCACACUAGGAUCCGUAGCAACAGUGUCAAAGCUGCUCUUCAUAAGAGUGGCUAACGAACUCGUUGUACAUAAUAAAGAGCGCUUCAUGAAUAUCUGGAUGGAUAAGUCACGGCCUUUGAUCACCAUUUCUAAUCACAGAAGUAACAUGGACGAUCCCCUCAUGUGGAGUAAGUUGAUAUUGAUGAACUCCAUUUUUGUCGAUAUUGUUUUGAUUGUAUCUAUUGAACUCUAUCAACUCAAAUCGAGGUUUUAUAACUACACGGGAAAUGUGCAGAAAUAUUCAACGUCACCGUUACACACUUGGCUGCACAUAACAUAUGCUCACAGCCUCUCAUACUAG